AUUCAAACUAUUUUAAAUGUCCACAAUACCUUCCGUGCUAGACACAGUUCUCCUCCCUUGGUUUGGAAUGCUACGUUGGCUAACUUUGCUAAUCAAUGGACCCUCCGAUGUCAAUUUGCUCAUAGUGGUGGACCUUAUGGUGAAAACCUUGCUCUCAGAACUGCUAAUUGGAAUGCUACUGUCUCUGCUUGGUACAACGAAGUCUCUCUUUACGAUUACAAUAACCCUGGCUUCAGUUCUUCCACAGGUCACUUUACUCAAGUUGUCUGGAAGGACACCACCCAAGUAGGCUGUGCUGUCACUAGCUGUCCUAACCUCAAUGGUAACUUUUAUGCUUGUGAAUAUUCUCCCCGAGGCAAUGUU
This is a messenger RNA of Gilbertella persicaria, 363 nucleotides long. RefSeq names its product CAP domain-containing protein. Lineage: Eukaryota; Fungi; Mucoromycota; Mucoromycetes; Mucorales; Choanephoraceae. The record is from RefSeq and is a predicted model, not a curated record. The transcript is spliced from 2 exons. Gene Ontology annotation, cellular component: extracellular region. The annotation marks the transcript as partial.